CGGAGCUCGUGGCGAGUGUGUAUGUGUGUGUGAAAGAGCGGAGAGGAUUUUACUCCCUCCACAGAAAAAUAAAGAAAAAAACAAAGAGGAUUGUACUUUAAUUUUAGCUUGUGGUGUACACUAGGAUGGAUCCAUUCACCGAGAAACUGUUAGAGCGCACACGUGCUCGUAGAGAAAAUCUGCAGAAGAAGAUGGCGGAGAGACCAACGGCAGCCAGUCGUCCAAUGGCUAAAAGAACAAGAGAGCCACUUACAGAUACAAACAGUGUCUUAAGUGAGCCGACCAUUGAAAAAGUGCUUCCCUCCUCCAAGCCAUCCCCCUUCAAACGCCGCUGUUCAGAUGAAAAUGCUCUUCUUGCUGGAGAAGAAAACAAGCAGCCGGUGGCCUCACAAAUGACAGACCCCAUGACUGACCAGAAGCCACCCCUGGCACCAACCACUGUUAGACUGAUACCUGUGGAACAAAGGUCUGCUCCAGACAUGCCGCCCACUCUGCCUCCUCCAGACACUGAAAAGAUGGUGGUGUGUCCUCCACAGUCUCCAGCCAAACGUGCUGAUAAUGUAAUGAGACACAAUAAUCUAGAUGGAGCUAGAGAAACGCAGAAAGAUGCACCAACCACAGUACCCUCCAGCAUGAGAUCUCGUCUACAGAGACUGGCUGAUCAGAGGCAGAACUGGGACUCUAAUGGGGCCACAGAAGCUGUCCCAGAGAGUGUAGUUGUAUCUCCUUUGAAGUCUCAUUGCUUGGAUCUCCCUCCUGCCACUCCAACGAAUUCUGAGGUUUCUGUUGGAAGAAAGGGUAGACUUGCUAAUCUUGCUGCCACAAUUGGCUCCUGGGAAGAUGACCUUGGACACCCGCCCACUCGCCGGGACAAUGCACAAGCACAGCCUGGCACGGCCUAUGUGCGCCCACCAGUCAGUACAGUAACAAGUAACAGUGAGCAAAUUCAGUCUGCCCGGCCAACAUCACACAAGCCUGUUAACAGAGGCCAGCAGCCUGCAGUUUAUUCUCCAGUCAAAUCAACUAGAGUGGUUCCUUCUAGUCCUCAGAAGACAGAGUUUCCUCAGGCCAGACUGGCUCAAGCAGUUCCUUCUCCUGUUUCCAGCCCACUGAAGAUUCCCCCUUCCACCCAGCCCUCCAGUCCACUCAAAUCUGUCACAGCAUCUCCCUCUACUCCCCACAGAGGUUACAUCUCUCAGAGCCCACUGAAGAACCGUGGCCAACCGGACACGUUGAAUUUUGAAGCAGCACUUAAUUCCAGUCCUGCGAAACCGGUUUUGGCACCUAAACCAUCUGCUACUGAUGAUGCUGUGAGUCGUGAGAGGUUUACCAAAGACACGACAGCCUCACAGCACAGAGGCCCAGCUGCAACGCCUGGAGGGGUCAAGUCAUUUUUGGAGCGUUUUGGAGAAAAGUGUCAGGAGCGCAACCAGAACACUCCCUCCAUGUUAGGAGGUCCAGGCCACACAUCUGCAGCUUCUACUCCUGCUACCCCCAAAUCCAAACUGCUCCAGGAGAGGCUCGGAGGGGCUCAGGCCACUUCCACCACAGCCGCCCUUACUCAGAAGCAAAAAAUGGAGCGAGAAGCAGAACUGGCACAAAUCCGUAAUAGGUUUCAGAAAGGCAACAUGUUGAGAACCAAAGAGGACAUCAGUGAGGUCAAGGAUGACCCUGAAAAUAAGGAAACUGAACUCUCUCUACAGAGCCAGACUUCCUUACCACUGCAUGAUAAUGAGCCUUCUGUACCAGCAUCUGAAGUGUUCAACAGCCCCUCAAAAUCUAUCAGAAAAGACAUGAGCGGUGCUCCUUCAAGUCCAGCAAAGAAAAUUGAAUUAAAAGUAGAGAUGCCUACAGGGAAAGAGCCGGAGGAUGUGCAAGAAGUUGAUGUAGUGCGUGAGAUUGAGAUGAACGUGGAUGCCUCUGUUAACUCGGAGGUGAUAAAUGAACUGUUUGAUGGAGUCCUAGAGGAAAGUGAUGCAGAUGAAGAUCCUCUGAAUAUCUCCUCCAUGUCUCUGCUUGCCCCGCUUGCAGAGACUGUAGCAGCUGUGAUCAAGAGCCCAGAAAGAAAGCCUAUGACAUCAACCCCUGCCAACUCAUUCAUGGUGAAGAGUUCCACCCCUGAGAAUCCAUCCAGGCCCAGUAAGUUCCAGAGGACACGCAUGUUACGAGCUGAAUCAUCUGACAGCAUUGAUGUUCUAGAAGAGCAACAAAACCAGAAACUUCUCUAUAGCAUUGAUGCCUACAGAUCCACCAGGGUUAAGACCGAGCCAGAGAGACCUCAUGUUAAGCAGGUGAUUGUCAGGAAAGAGGAUGUGUCUCAGAAAAUGGAGAUGAAUGGGAGCGCCAAUCACAUCAACAUCAAGCAGAAGAUGAAGAUGUUGACCAAUGAGAUGAACUUGCAGCAGACCGUGAUCCAUCAGGCAAGUCAGGCUCUUAACUGCUGUACUGAUGAAGAACAUGGAAAGGGAUCUCAGGUGGAGGCUGAGGCUGAAAGACUGCUGAUUAUUGCCACUGAGAGGAGGGCUGCUCUCAAGGCAGAGUUGGACCGAAUAAAAGCAGAAGGACCAACAGCACAAAAGAAGAGCGCAAGCGGUGUCCUGGUGGAUAUGGGUUUACCUGCUUCUAAAGGCUCCAUCUCACUACUGGAGCUGAGACUCCCUCUGAAGGCUGACUUUAUCUGCUCUUCUGCCAACAAGCCUGAAUGUGGAAAUCACUACUACUUUGUGAUGAUUCGUGCGGGAGCUGAAAACACUGUGGCGACUCCUCUAUCAAGCACACGUACAGGUCUGAGUGGUGAUGCUUUGACCUUCACCACCACAUUCACUUUGUCUGAUGUGUCUAAUGACUUUGAGAUCGAUAUUGAAGUCUACUGUUUGGUUCAGAAACGGGAGCCAAACCCUGACAAGAGGAAAAAGGCCAGCAAGUCAAAGGCAAUCACACCAAAAAGGUUCCUCGCUAUCUCUAAGAGUAACCUCCAAACACCUGUUAUGGCCAGCCCUGGCGGUCCAAAUGCAGUGCGCACCAGUAGCUUUGUACUUGUUGGAUCGCACAAGCUAACUCUAGCUUCUAUUGGGAAAAAUAAGUUCCCUUUGGAGAAGGUGCCUUUCCUUUGUCCUUUGGAGGGGCAUAUAUAUCUGAAAAUGCAGUGUGAGGUUGGCUCACGGAUAGAGGAAAGAGGCUUCUUGACUAUGUUUGAAGAUGUCAGUGGUUUUGGGGCCUGGCACAGGAGGUGGUGCGUCCUAUCAGGAUACUGCAUCUCUUAUUGGACCUACCCUGAUGAUGAAAAACGGAAGAAUCCAAUGGGUCGCAUUAACCUUGCCAACUGUACAAGUCGUAAAGUGGAGCCGGCAAACCGAGAGUUCUGCGCUCGACCCAAUACCUUUGAGCUUAUCACUGUGAGGCCACAGAGAGAGGAUGACCGAGAGACCCUGGUCAGCCGGUGCAAGGACACACUCUGUGUUACCAAGAACUGGCUGAGUGCCGACACUAAAGACGAGAGGAAUCUGUGGAUGCAGAAACUCAACCAGAUCCUGGUGGACCUGCGCAUGUGGCAGCCGGAUUCCUGCUACAGACCCAUGUGAAGGUCAAUUUUACACUGAAUACAUGUCUGAUUUGGAAGUGCAAUACGGCAUCACAGUUACAAAGCGUUUACAGAUGAAUUUACACCGGCUUUUCUUUAGAAUUUUGACCGAUGUCAAAUCAAUAAAGCCAUAAAUGUUGAGACAUUUCAAUGAAAGGACAAUGCUUUGCCUCACAGGGGUAUUCAGGUAUGUUCUAUCUUGAUCUUGAGUGUAAAACAAGCAUGGCUAACUUAACGACUAAUCGGCGUUUGUUUGCUUUGCUAGUUUGUGUAUAUUUAAAUGUCUUUUGCAUGACUGCUGGGAUUCCUGCUGUAUUCAGAUUUCUUCAUCGCACCUCUAGGCGGAAAAAAAAAAAAGUCGUCAAGCAAGCCAGUGUCCUGAAUCUUUAAAUGAACCACACACUUAAUGUCACUGCAUGGUGGCAGCACAUUUGACUCUCUUUAAGGUUUUUUUUUAAACAGCCAUGAUCUGCUUUUUACAUUUUGCAAGCAGAUCUGCUUUUGCUAAUGCUACGGAUGUUUUUAAUUCUUGCGAGUUGUGUUUGAAUAAGUAAAGGAUUUGAUAUUAGAGUUAUGAAAAUGUUCUUCAAUUGAGAAAUCUAUAUUUAUAUUUCUUCUUGUUGAAAUUCACAGUAGAGCACACUUGGAUAAGCAAAGGGAAAUGGGGUUUUUUUCUUUAUUUUUGGAACAGUUACAGGGUUAGAACAGUUUAAUUCUUCCCUAAGUGACACAAGCUCUUUUCAGGUUAGUUUCUGCAAAAAACACAAACAAAAGUUUACAAACACAACAUUUUACUAGAGAUUUUCAUUCCUUAUUAACAGGGAAAACUGUUCUUUUCUGUUUGAUCCACGUCUUUACAGUAUUUCUUGUUUAUGUAUCAUGCACGUGCCCUGUUUUCUGAGCUCUCUACACCAUAUGUAUAUUUUUGUGCAUUUGCAUUUUUAUAUUAAUAUUUUAGUUUUUUUUAAUGGUUGUAACUUACUCUAGAUUUAUUUACCUGUAUCCAAAUGUAUUUGUUAAAUAAGUGACAUUUACCAAAAGCUUACUAUUUUUAAUGACAUUCAAUGUCAGGUUACCUUGACUGAGAAACUUCUUGAGCUUGUGUCGUGUGAUAUACAAAACCAAAAUUCAGCCCUUAUCAAUGUAGUAAUCUUAAAGGGUCAGUUCACUCCUCACCCUCAUGUUGUUCUAAACUCUGAGCACAAAUGAGUAGAUGUUUAUUACAAAUCUGAGAGAGUUCCAUCUCUGAAGCUUCUGUUUUUAAUGUGAAGAGAUUUUGAAAGAAACAAAAUGACACUGAUUUGAUUAACCUCUUUAUUUGUAUUCCAAAGAUGAGCAGAUUUCUUAUGGGUUUGGAACAACAUGAGGGUCAGAUUUUUAUUUUUAUUAUUAUUUUGAGGUUAAUUGACCAUUUAAGGCACUUUAAUGUCAUGGCUUCAGUUGUGUGUUAUGGUAUCUUAAACACUCCAAAUGUGGCUUCCAUGUAUCACGCAGAGCUGCAGUUAAAUAAAUCAAGCUUUUGACAACA
Molecule: messenger RNA, 5108 nt
Organism: Danio aesculapii
Lineage: Eukaryota; Metazoa; Chordata; Actinopteri; Cypriniformes; Danionidae
Gene: anln
Product: anillin, actin binding protein
Exons: 24
Coding region: 126-3581 (1151 amino acids)
Biological process (GO): septin ring organization; mitotic cytokinesis; actomyosin contractile ring assembly
Cellular component (GO): actomyosin contractile ring
Source: RefSeq, a predicted model, not a curated record